AAUUUGUGAGGUUUGAGUUUGUUUCUCUGAUUUCAUUUGCUUGUGAAGAAAAAAACACAAAAAAACAAAAAUGGCGACGGUACCAUUGUUCAGCCAAUUCCCCUGCAAAACCCUAGUUCCAAGCUCAUCAAACACUAAAUUCCAGUCAAAAUCUCCGAUUCUACUGCCGAUUAACUCAGUCAAUCGGCGAUCGGAGAUUGGAAUCUCUGUUCAUCGGCCAGAUUUCAAAAUCCGAGCGACGGACAUCGACGACGAAUGGGGUCAAGAAGGAGUUGAGAGAGUAUUAUCCUCAUCGUCACCAGUAUCGGUGGCUGAGAAAGUAGCAGACGAAGCUAUCGAAUCCGUGGAGGAGACGGAGAGGCUAAAGAGAUCUCUAGCGGAUUCGUUGUACGGAACCGAUCGAGGUUUAAGCGCAUCGAGUGAUACGAGAGCUGAGAUCAGUGAGCUUAUCACGCAGCUUGAGUCUAAAAACCCUACUCCAGCUCCUAACGAAGCUCUGUUUCUCCUCAACGGCAAAUGGAUUCUCGCCUACACAUCAUUUGUGGGUCUGUUUCCAUUGCUCUCACGAAGAAUUGAGCCGUUGGUGAAAGUGGAUGAGAUCUCACAAACCAUUGAUUCCGAUAGCUUCACCGUUCAAAAUUCUGUUCGGUUUGCUGGUCCAUUUUCCACUACAUCGUUUAGCACUAACGCUAAGUUCGAAAUCCGGAGUCCUAAACGCGUCCAGAUUAAGUUCGAGCAAGGUGUUAUCGGGACUCCUCAGCUAACGGAUUCGAUUGAAAUCCCGGAGUCCGUGGAGGUUCUUGGUCAGAAAAUCGAUCUCAACCCCAUUAAAGGGAUACUUACGUCGGUCCAAGACACUGCUUCUUCAGUGGCUAGAACCAUUUCAAACCAACCACCAUUGAAGUUUUCCCUGCCUAGCGACAACACGCAGUCGUGGCUGCUCACAACUUAUCUCGACAAAGACCUUCGGAUCUCUAGAGGCGAUGGCGGAAGCGUCUUUGUUCUCAUCAAAGAAGGAAGCUCUCUCUUAAACCCUUAAAUCAUCAUUACUCACAUCACUUCCAUAGUAAGAUAUAUAGAACUAUGUGUCUUGUGUUUGAUAGUGUUGUAACUGUUAUAUAGCUUCUUUACCUGUUGGAGAGUUAUGAUGGAUGUUACUCUUGGAAUAUAUAUAUACAUAGAUACGUAAUUGAAUCGGCCGGUUAUGAUUUUGCUAAGCCAAGACUAAACAUUGAUUCACAUU
Molecule: messenger RNA, 1243 nt
Organism: Arabidopsis arenosa
Lineage: Eukaryota; Viridiplantae; Streptophyta; Magnoliopsida; Brassicales; Brassicaceae
Source: the annotation of a GenBank genome assembly